Messenger RNA from Penicillium paradoxum, 225 nucleotides. RefSeq lists its product as uncharacterized. NCBI's taxonomy places the organism in Eukaryota, Fungi, Ascomycota, Eurotiomycetes, Eurotiales, Aspergillaceae. Bases 1 to 225 code for a protein of 74 amino acids. The record is from RefSeq and is a predicted model, not a curated record. The transcript is spliced from 2 exons.
AUGGAGAAUAGCGACUCAGCAUCUGGCUACUCUGCGGGGCAAACCCUCGAUAGCACUACCGAUAACACGAGCGCACUCAGCAACGACGCCCCUCAGACCUCUUUGUUUGACCCCGAAGCUCAGUCGGAGCAAGGAGGCUCAUACAUGCUGGGUCAAUGGAAAAAUGAAGACUCAUCGCUGGCCCCGUGGUCAUCAGCCAACAAGAGAUAUUCUUCGGAAACUUAG